GUCUAGUCGAUUCUAUUUCAAGACUUGAAAAUAAAAUCAGGCAUUUUAAAUCUGACCCAAACAAAUAAAAAAAAAUUGUAUCUAAAUCCAAUCCUCAUUCUAGGUCUUUAAAUAUUAAUAAUAACUUGGAAUGAUGCUAAAUCAAAAAGCAGAGUCAGACUUAAAAUAAAACAAAUUAGAAUCUUGUUAUUAUCACCUUCAGAAGGCUUAAUAAAUAUGCCUUCUAGUACCAAACCUUAAAGUAUAUAUGCAAAAUCAUAUUAGUUAUAAACUAUAAAUAAUCUUGCUUUAUAUCAUUAAAAAUUAAACUAACCACAAAGAGCUUUAAAUUAUUUAAACCAAGCUUUGAAAAUGUAAUAUGCGUAAUUAAUCUUAUUAUAUCAAAGAUAAAAUCUUGAUUCAUCUUUAGCAAACACUUAUUUAAAUAUCAGUGCCAUUUAAUCAUCUUUAGAAUGCCAUGAUGUAGCAUUGUAGAACAUAUAUUUAUCCAUAAUACUAUUAUAACAUGAAUUAUUAAUUGAAGGUUUGAAAUACAAUAUAGAAUUGUAAAACUAAUUAAACCUUUAAAGAAUGUAAAGUAAUUUACUAUCUGAAGGGUAUAUUAUGCAUAUAUAUUAUGAGAACUAAUUUAUAAUUUGAUGAAUAUUUGAAGAUUGAUAGAGCCUAAAUUUUAAUUGCUGCAUAUCAUAACUUAAGUCUAGAAAUGGAGUUUUUCAAAAAAAACGAAGAAGCAUAAAAAAUCAUCUAGUCUGCUAAAACAUUAUCAGAAUUCAUACUACAACCUACACAUGCUUUAAGAAUAAAAUUAAAGGAAAUUUCAGAAAAAUAAGUAUGUACAAGAAUCUAAAAAGUUUAAAAUCUCAAUCACAGAAGCAUCUCCUUUGAUGAUAGAAAUAGUAAUAGUAUCCGUCAUACUAAAUCUUCAAAAUAUCAUUUUUAAAGAUAGUUUUCUAAAGAUAAUAAUAAUUCAAUUUAAUCGAUACAAAACCCUAAUAUAAUUCUCAAGAAUACUCCAUCGAAAUUGAUAUAACAUUAAAAAUUCAUAACAGAAAUUACUCAAUCAAAAUCAUCUUAAAAAAUUAAUAAAUUCAUGAAUCCAUUAGAGUUAAGUUAUACAUAGGAUUGA
Molecule: messenger RNA, 1126 nt
Organism: Paramecium primaurelia
Lineage: Eukaryota; Ciliophora; Oligohymenophorea; Peniculida; Parameciidae
Source: the annotation of a GenBank genome assembly